AUGGAGUCAACUUCAUAUUUUUUUCAAUCUUCGCUCCGGACUUUGCACGCCGGCGCAACGACAAUACUUGGAGCUAUUGGCGCAGGAACAUGGAGGGAAGAUCAAUACGAAUUGCUAGAAGGGGCUCCGCGGAGGUCCCAAUCCUAUUAUGCGCACUCUAAAAAGAGGACCUGGACCAUUGUCGGGCUGACAACGACGGUGAUUCUGGUCCUUUGGUACCUCGUUGCGGGUAAUCUCUCCGAGACUUCAAAUCGACCCACCGAUACGCUCGAAGAACGCGCUUGUCACCACCCUGUAGCUCGACUUGUCUCAACUGCUAGGGAAGCCUUCAGCGAGACCCUACAACACCAAUCUAAGUCCUUGGCCGAAGCAGUGGCAGAAUACCAGCGACGAUAUCAGAUGCCUCCGCCUCCGUAUUUUGAUGAAUGGUAUAAUUUUGCAACGUCACGCAACACAGUUUUGAUUGACGAGUUUGAUACAAUAUACCAUAACCUUCUGCCAUUUUGGGGACUCACGCCUAGUGUGAUGCGCUCUCGUGUCCGAGAAGAUCUUGGUCGGAUAAACAGCACUUAUGUCAUGGGAAUCGCCAUUCGUAACGGCAGGAUCCUUGAUUUUGGCAAGGGCCAGGGAGAGUUCCAGAGAGAAGCGACAAUAAAGAUUCUCGAAAAGUUCUCUCAAUGGCUACCAGACAUGAACUUGCAAUUCAAUGCUCAUGACGAGCCGCGAGUCGUAGUCCCACACGAGCAGUUGCAUAGAUUUGUCCUCGAAGGCCAAAUGGCACAAUCUCGGCUUAAAUCCCAGUCGAAUAUUUUAAAGUCCUUCUCAGCGGGAGAUAUGGAUGACCCAGUUCCGCCAGUGCCGGCUUCUACAAGCAGGUGGAACAACAUUGAAUUCCAAGAGACAUGGCUUUAUUCGCGACUCUCAUGCCCACCAAAUACACCUGCUAUGGCGCUAGAUGGGAACGCGCCGGACAACACAACUGCCUAUGCCAUGGAACCUUUGGGUUUCGUCUUCAAUCAAUCUGCGGCUAGUGACAUCUGCAAUAGCCCAUCACUACGACAUCGACUUGGGGUCUUUCAACGGCCUAAUUCUUUCAAAUUGACAAACGAACUUACCCCAAUGUUUUCCAUGUCUCAUCCGUCCUCGUUCCAAGACAUUGGUGUUCCUUCGCCAUUUUAUUAUGAAGAUAUGUCGAGCUUUGACCCGGAACGCUCGGUGCCGUGGGAAGAAAAGCAGCCCCAGAUCUGUUGGCGGGGUAGAACCACCGGGGGCCACAGUCAAAAUGGCAGCUGGCGCAACCUGCAACGUCAGCGUAUCAUUGGAAAUAUGACUCACCCCCAAUCGCCCCAAUAUAUCAUGCAUCAAAAGACUGAUGCGGCAUGUACCUCGGAACUCGACACCACUUGGGAGAUCCAGGAAGCGGACCAGUCCCAGGUAGAGGAUUACUUCAAUGCCCACUUCACGGGUAUCAUCGAUUGCGAUGAUGACUGCGCCGAAGAAAGAAAAUUCUUCGAUGAUAUUGUGGAACCAGAACCUCAGAGUAAUGCCUGGAAAUUCCGGUAUCUGCUGGACAUAGAUGGCCAUGCGUACAGUGGUAGGUUUUACGCCUUGUUGCGCAGCAAGGGCGUUCCGUUCAAAAUGACUUUCUUCCGUGAAUGGCACGAGAACAUCUUGAUUCCAUGGGUUCACUAUGUGCCGAUUAACAAGGAUGGCAAUGAACUUGCUGAAUUGGUCCGUUUCUUCGAGCAGGAUGCCGCAGGUCGGGACAUUGCACGAUCCAUUGGCGAAGAUGGCCAGUCUUGGGCUGCUCGGACCCUCAGAAAUGAUGACAUAGAGGUCUACAUGUUUCGACUUCUCUUGGAGUACGCUCGUGUACAAGAUGAUGAUCGAGAGAGCCUCGGGUUUGUUUUAUAG
Molecule: messenger RNA, 1914 nt
Organism: Penicillium maclennaniae
Lineage: Eukaryota; Fungi; Ascomycota; Eurotiomycetes; Eurotiales; Aspergillaceae
Exons: 2
Coding region: 1-1914 (637 amino acids)
Source: RefSeq, a predicted model, not a curated record